AUGGUGGGCAAGAAGUCGGGCAGAGCCCAGCUGAAGGAGGAAGGUCUCGAGCGGACCGACAACAACAUGGACCUCUCGACGUGGCCCCAGGUCAGCAUGAUCAACCAGAAGAACUACUACACAGAGUUCCUGAAGCGCGACGAACAAUUUCUCGCCGUGCGGUACCCCAAAGACGAAGAACGGGCGCGCAUAGUACAAGAGGCACGGGACAAGGAUCGCGCACGCGCACUGGGCGUACCACAGGCAGCAGAAGGCUUGACCCCACAGGCGCCAGAAGAGACGGCUGAGGAUGCGGAUUUGUCUUUCGCUUCACGGACAGACAUCUCGAAACUCAUCGUAAUACACCCCGGCAGCCAGAACCUCAGGAUAGGUCUGGGAUCAGAUGCGCUUCCCAAAACAAUACCCAUGGUGAUUGCGCGGAAGUGGAAAGAGAGCGAAUGCGAGGAAGACGGUGGCGAGCCGAGCCCUAAGCGGUUGAAGCUCGAAGGCGCGGUGCCGGCAGACGCCCUUCCUGAGAAGUGGUUUGGCGAGGAUUUCGCCGACCAGUACAUGGCCAUGUCUUCGGAGCUGAGGACGCGCAUGCGCUCGAACAAACGCAGAGUAUUGCCAAACUCGAAGGAUCUGGUCAUCAACUACAACAGGCGCACGCCUCCCGACAUCAUCUCGGAGCACAAUGACAUGGAUCGCAUAGACUGGACAGAGCUGCCAGCAGACGCGAGUAAAGCGCCCGACUUCUUCACUGGAAGCGCAGCGAUGCGGAUACCAGAGCACUCCAAACCCCGGUACAAGCUCUUCUGGCCAAUACGGAAUGGCACGUUCAAUGAGAAGGACUAUGUCGACCGCAAUCAGAUCUACCACGACCUUUCAAAGAUCCUUGAAGAAGCAUUUAAGAACCAGCUCGGAAUCAAGAGCAUGAAAGACCUGGUCAACUACAAAUGCGUCUUCAUCAUACCGGACUUGUAUGAGCGCCAAUAUGUCACCAUGAUUCUGGACAUUCUGAUACGAGAUCUUGGACUCGGCAAGGUCUGUCUGCAGCAAGAAAGUCUGUCGGCAUCAUUCGGCGCAGGCUAUGGUGUCACGUGCGUAGUCGACAUUGGCGCUCAGAAGACGUCGAUAUGCUGCGUCGAUGAAGGCUUGUGUGUCGAGGAGUCGCGCGUUAACCUCAAAAUGGGCGGCUCGGACAUCACAGAGACCUUCAUCAAGAUGAUGCUGUACGGACACUUUCCAUACGCGGACAUGAAUCUCAAGCGGAGAUACGACUUUGUGUUAGCAGAAGAGCUCAAGCAGAAGUUCUGCUCCAUGGACGAGGGUUCCGUCACAGUCCAAACUUGGGACUUUCAUCUCAGAGCAUCGGGCCAAGAUACGCGCAAGUACACCUUCAAGACUUACGACGAGACUAUGCUCUCGGUCAUGACUCAGGGCCUCUUCAAACCCUCAAUCUUCGACAACACUAAGAAGCUCGAGAACCGUCGCAAAGUCGUCCCACGCUCCGUCGACCUCUACGACGGUUCGCCUAACGACCCCAUCUCGCAAGCCCAAAUCGCCGUCCUCGAAGCUUCCGCCGGAAAGCCCGUCGUCGCAGCUGCCACCAACGGCACCACCGACUCCACCGCCGCAGUAUCCACCCCUCAACGCCCCGUUCCAAAUCCCUUCAACCUUCUCGGCCGCUUGACCGAAGCCGAAAACACGCCUCGCUCCUCCGUCGCUGGCUCCCCCGGCCCCGACGGCGCCAGCACCCCGAUCCCCGACCGUGACACCCCCAUGGGCGACGCCGAAGGCCAACCCCUCAUCUUCCGCGACCCCGUGCUCGAAAAGACCAAACUCGCCGAAGCCCGCGACACCGUCCUACCUAUCAUGCCCCUCGACCACGCGAUUCUCGAGUCCCUCGCCCAAGGCGCGCGCGGCGACGACCGCAGGCUGCGCGACUUUUUCGGCGGCAUCAUGCUGGUCGGCGGGGCGUCGAAAACACCCGGGCUGCGCGAGUUCAUCGAGGCGCGACUACGGGAGUUGAGGCCGUUUUACGGCAAGGAGAUUCUCGUGGGCCCGCCGCCGCGCGAGUUUGAUCCGCAGGUUGUGGCAUGGAAGGGCGGGAGUGUGUUUGGGCGGUUGAGCGGGCAUGGGAACGACAGCUGGAUUAGUAAGAGCGAGUAUGACAUGCUUGGGGCGAGACUGUUGAAUAAUAAGUGCAUGUUUGCUUGGUAG
Messenger RNA from Parastagonospora nodorum SN15, 2202 nucleotides. RefSeq lists its product as hypothetical. Bases 1 to 2202 code for a protein of 733 amino acids. The record is from RefSeq and is a predicted model, not a curated record. The transcript is spliced from 3 exons. NCBI's taxonomy places the organism in Eukaryota, Fungi, Ascomycota, Dothideomycetes, Pleosporales, Phaeosphaeriaceae. Gene Ontology annotation, cellular component: Ino80 complex. Gene Ontology annotation, biological process: regulation of DNA-templated transcription; double-strand break repair.